Molecule: messenger RNA, 3606 nt
Organism: Uranotaenia lowii
Lineage: Eukaryota; Metazoa; Arthropoda; Insecta; Diptera; Culicidae
Exons: 7
Coding region: 1-3606 (1201 amino acids)
Source: RefSeq, a predicted model, not a curated record
AUGUCGAAAGCCCUGACCUCACAGAUCCGACGCAAACGGAUCCGGUACCCAAGGGUCCGAAUAUGGGCGAAAGAUCCGAUUCAAAGCUCCAACGUUGGUUCCGGUUCAAGCCAAGGAACCAAUUUGAAAUCCGCGCUGCUAGUCCGGUUUGGCUACAUUUUUUGGUGCCGAAACCCGGGAAUCGCCAGGUUCCCAUUGUUCUCGACCAGUUUGGAGAGGUUACCUCAUCGUCAUCGGAUAGCUGCGUUCGGAGGUUCCUAUCGCAUCGACUGGACCCUAAACCGGAUAUCAUCGCCCCCGCAACAUCUACAGACUGGAUUUCAUCAAUUUGGAGGAUUUUCGACCGAAUUACAGCAGCAACGGAGGAAGUUAGUCGCACCACGUGGACACGGAACGCAGGUUUGGUCAAAUGAGCUUUAUCGGGAAUUUAAUGAAAUUCAAAGUGAGAUCGAGGCCGAGGAAGAAUUGUCUGAGGAAUUUUCAGAAACACGUGCCAAUGUCGAAAAUGAUUAUUUCAUGCUAAAAGGUAAUUUGGCGGCAAAAUUAGACGCCAUUGCUCCCAACAAUUCACCUCAAUCCCCCUUAGCUCCACCUGCACAUGUUCCCUCUGUCCGUCUCCCUGAGAUUAAAAUUCCGGAAUUUAGUGGAAAUUUCGAUGAGUGGAUGAAUUUUCACGAUUUGUUCACAACCCUCAUCCAUGUGAACCUGCAACUUUCGUCCAUACAAAAGUUUCAAUAUUUGAAAGCAGUUCUCAAGGGAGAAGCUCUCAGGCUCAUCGAAUCGUUGGAAGUUUCUGCGACUAACUACACUAUCGCGUGGGAUCUUUUAAAUAAACGGUACGAUAAUAGAAAUCUGCAAAUUAAGCAACAUUUUUCGGCACUUUUAUCCACACCUUCUGUUCGGAAAGAAUCUUCAUCAGCCCUCGCCAAUUUGGUUGAUGAAUUCGGAAAACACGUGAGCGUUCUUAACAAAUUAGAAGAUCCGAAGGAUCAUUGGAAUUCUUUCCUUGUCGAAACUCUGAGCAGCAAAUUAGAUCCAGUUUCACAGAAGGAGUGGGAAAAUCAAUUGUGUGACGACAUUCGACCAACCUACGAAUCGAUAUCGAUUUAUCACUCAGCCAAUAGUGAUCUGCCGAAAUGCAUCUUAUGCAAACAAGCGCACCUUUUGAUGCAGUGCGACGAGUUCAAAAGGCAAACACCUCAAAAACGUUUCGAAAUCGCCAAAAGACAUGGUCUUUGCCUCAAUUGCCUAAAAUCGUCGCAUUUGAUGAAAAAUUGUACUUCUGGAUCGUGUCGAACAUGCAACAGGAAACAUCACACCUUGUUGCAUAUGAACUCAUUCAAACCAUCGUCCAUUCACGAUGAUGAGCAAAAUACUAUCGCUGCACAAAUUGCGCAAUCCUAUUCACACUCACAAUCGGCACCGGUCGUCGAUCCUUCGUCGUCGGUUACGUGCAUUGCCGAUCAAUGUCACGUGCUCCCUCGGGUACAGGGAGUGCCCUCGUCGUCGGUUGGGCCAAGUAAACAUUCGUCGUCUUUCGUUCCCUCGUCGGAUGGGCAUCCGUCAGGUUCGGCUCAAAACACAACACAUGUGACCAAUUGCCAUACACAAUCAUUUUUCUCGAAACCAUCCCAAUCAGCUGUUUUCAUGCUGACUGCAUACGUUAAGGUCAAGGACCUCGCAGGCAACUUUUUACACGCUCGUGCCUUGCUUGACUGUGCUUCCGAAGCCAACUUCGUUUCCGAACAUUUGGCACAACAGCUUCGCUUGAAACGUACACCAGCAAACGUCGAUGUGUAUGGUAUCAGCCAGUCAGUCCAAAGAGUAAAAGAUCAAGUCCCGAUCACCAUUGCCUCUCGAUCCGGCAAAUUUGUCACAAGCAUGGAAUUUUUCGUGUUGCCUGUCUUGACCAGAGUUCUUCCAUCUACAAAUGUAGACAUUUCGAAGUGGGUAAUUCCUCGCAACCUUCCCCUUGCAGACCCCAAGUUUAAUAUUGCGCACGACGUUGACCUUAUCAUUGGAAUCAAAUCAUUCUUCUCCAUCUUAGAGAAUGAUCAGAUAUCGCUUGGCCAAGGUUUUCCAAUUCUACGAAAAACUGUUUUUGGGUACGUCGUCGCGGGUGAAACAAACGCACAACCAAAAAGUCCCGCCGUGGUCUGCAAUGUUUCGUCCAUCGAUAAUCUGGACUCUGCAAUUCGAAAAUUUUGGGAAGUGGAAAGUUUCGAGAAAGGCAAAUCUUUAAGCUUGGAAGAACAAUAUUGCGAGACGCAUUUCUUGAAAACCCACUUCAGAGCACCUGACGGACGGUACGUGGUUCGUUUGCCGAUUCGUGAGGAAAUGUUGCACGCUUUGGGAGAAUCGUUCCCGAUAGCAAAUCGCAGAUUUCUUAGUACCGAGAGGAAGUUGGGCUCAAAUGAUAAUCUUCGAGCGGAUUAUUUUGAAUUCAUGACUGAAUAUGAAAAUCUCGGUCAUAUGGAACCUGUCAAGCCCGAUCUCACAAAGCCCCACUACUACCUUCCUCACCACGCCAUCCAACGUCCCGAAAGCACAACAACAAAAACUCGCGUCGUAUUUGAUGCGUCGUGCCGAGCAGCAAACAACAUUUCGCUGAACGACAUCUGCUACAUCGGUCCCACCAUCGUCGUCCAUCCAGCUGAUCGUCCUCUGCAGCAGAUACUGUGGCGAAAGAAUCCCGAAGCACCACUACAAACCUUUCGUUUGAAUACAGUAACAUAUGGUACAGCCCCCGCUCCGUACCUGGCUACUCGCGUCCUCAACCAACUUGCCCACGAUGAAGCCGAAAACUUUCCUCUUGCUGCCCCACUCGUACCCAAGCGUUUCUACGUGGAUGAUUAUCUUUCGGGCAAUGAUGACAAACAGCUGUUGAUUGCCGAAAACCACCAGAUGAUUGAGUUAUUGAAAUCUGGGGGGUUUACUCUUCGCAAAUGGUGCAGCAAUUGCAACGAAGUCCUCUCGCAGAUUCCAGAAGCACUCAGAGACUCUCGAUCCGAACUCGAUAUUGGCCAAUCAGGAUCGAUCAAAACAUUGGGACUUCGUUGGCAUCCGCAACCCGAUCAUUUCACUUUCAAUGUUCCUGAUCUCGAAACGUCGGCUCCAAUAACAAAACGAGUCAUACUCUCGGAAAUGUCUCGUCUCUUCGAUCCGAUGGGAUUACUCGGUGCCUCCGUCGUAAGCGCAAAAAUAUUCCUACAGUCGCUUUGGUCCGAAAAGUUUUUGUGGAAUGAUCCGUUGCCAGUACAUCACCAAACCUGGUGGCAGCAAUACCGACUAAGCUUCAAAACACUUACUGAGGUAAUUUUCGUUAAGGAUGAUAUAAAGAAAGACAUUUGUGCGAGAUAUUUUUUGGAACAAAACUAUACUCAGCUAACGAAUGAAGAUAAGAUUAGCAGCGGUUUAUCGCAGAAACCACUUGAUGAAACUAAUUUGAAUCGACGGGAAAUUCGUCUUCUUUUGUCGGAAAGUUCCUCCGGUCAACCUUUUCCGGCCAAGCAAACGGCAGAGGGAAUGGCUCCCGUGACUUUGCUAAAUGUCUUGAGGUGGUUCACUGGAACGAUUGGUUUCCUUCUUGGAGGAACAAAGUCCUGA